AAUGUCUACGACAUCUGUAUGAGGAUUUGUUACUUUAUGACAGAAUCCGUCGUAUCCGAAUUGUGUAUCCUGGUGUUGUAACUCUCUUGAGACGUGGUUGAGACCCUGUUCUAAUCAAAGUACUAGGAAAUUCAUCAAGUGUAUGACUUUGAGAUUGACAGUGAAGGCCAUGCAAUGGAGGGGUACUUAUUUCCAGAUCUUCACUCGGGGGACAGAGUGCAAGUGAACUUACCAGAGGGCGAUUCAAUCACGGAAAAUGCCAAGGAUGUGAAAUACAUCCGCCUCAAAAUUCAAAAGUGUAAAAAUAGUACGAGUCCUCCUCUUUUCCGUGUGUUCGACUCGGAAUACUUCUCAGUCGACAAAGACAACUAUAUUGUGGUAGACACCAAUAACACUGCCGAGUUACAAGAGAAAAAGGAACUUAGGUUUUAUGUUGUACUUAUUAACGAACAUGGUCAGGCUGUCUCAAAUCCUCUUCCAUUUAUUGUCCGUAUUGAAAAUAAAACUGAAGGUUCAUCAGACAACCCCCUGCAUCCUGCCAUUUUUGCAGGGGUUUUAGUUUUAAUUAUAGUUCUGCUAGCGCUAGGAAUUCCAUUCGUAGUGAGAGCAAAGAGGAGAUUUAAGCAGGGAAAACCCGUUAUGAAACUAGGUAGUUAUCCAGGUUCUAGUGCGGAUCUGAAGGCUAUAAUGGUGUCCGAAUCGGUGGAGGAUAUUCCUGGAAUGAAGCGACGACAGAGUGAACCAAACUGUUUCGGGGAAAAUAGAAUCCUCUCCUAUGAGGAUGAGGUGAAAACAGAGAAAGCUACCUUCACCAAAGAAAUUAAACAGCUUGAGAGGAAAAUUUCACAAGGACAAAGCAAUAGUGCUGCACUAGAUGAUGACGACGGAUUGGUGAAAUACACAAAGACCCCUCAAAAAGGGAUUCUGAAGAAUAGCGACCCCAGUCAUAAUGACAAUGAAAAAGUAUCUGUCUCGGUUGAUGUUCAUGGAAAGCCCUAUAGUGAAGAACAAUCAAAAUUAUAAUACUGAAUUUCAUCAAAGAUUAUUUACUAGUAUUCAAAUAUUUUUUUUUUAUAUUGAGUUAUUUUUUAUAUAUAUCUAUGAGCAAAGGUUGAUUAAUUUACUGUGCAUUAUAGUAAUUGA
Molecule: messenger RNA, 1143 nt
Organism: Saccostrea echinata
Lineage: Eukaryota; Metazoa; Mollusca; Bivalvia; Ostreida; Ostreidae
Exons: 4
Coding region: 175-1023 (282 amino acids)
Source: RefSeq, a predicted model, not a curated record